AUGAACCCCGUCAACACCCAACCCUACACCCUCCCACCCGACGCAAUCUGGCUGAUAACCGGCUGCUCCUCCGGCAUAGGCCAGUCCAUCGCAACCCUCCUCGCCUCCAAGCCCAACCAACGCCUCAUAGCAACAGCCCGCAACCCUUCUGCCCUCUCCUACCUCCCGGAUACCCCCAACAUCCUCAAACUAGCCCUAGACGUAACAUCCCCCUCAUCCGUCGAUGCCGCAUUCGUCGCUGCCGCACAGCAUUUCGGAGAUGCCUUCCAUCUCGACGUCGUCGUGAAUAACGCAGGCUAUUCACUAUCUGGCGAUACCGAGGCCGCAACCGAGGAGGAAGCGCAUUUAGAAAUGGAGACGCUGUUCUUCGGGACUGCGCGGGUUACGACGCGCGCGCUGCCGAUUAUGCGGAAGGAAGUCGGUGGGAGGAAGGGAGGUGUGGUUUUUAACAUCUCGAGUUUGGCGGGGUUGUGUGGGUUUCCGGGACAUGCGUAUUAUCACGCGGGGAAGUUUGCGGUAGAGGGGUGGUCGGAGUCUGUAGCGAGGGAGGUACAUCCGGAUUGGAAUGUCAAUAUUUGUAUCGUCGAACCGAGCGGUGUGAAAACGAACUUCGAUGGUCAUUCGAAAGCGCGUAUACAGGCGCAUCCUGACUACGCGGGUGAGGAUAUGCCUGCCCGGCAGCUUGAGAAGUAUGUGAAUAUGGGGAUUAAGUCAGGGAUUGGGAUGAUGGAGCCGAGUGCUGUGGCAGAAACUUUGUGGAGUGUUGCUAGUCGUGGGGAGAAGGUGCCGUUGAGGUUGCCGUUGGGCGCGACGUGUUGGAAGAUGGCGAAGGCGAGGUGUGAGGGGUUCUUGCGGGAGUUGGAGGGUAUUAAGGAGGUGAGUACUUUUGGGGAAGGGGUUUGA
This is a messenger RNA of Aspergillus chevalieri, 903 nucleotides long. RefSeq names its product SDR family oxidoreductase. The coding region runs from base 1 to 903 and encodes 300 amino acids. NCBI's taxonomy places the organism in Eukaryota, Fungi, Ascomycota, Eurotiomycetes, Eurotiales, Aspergillaceae. The transcript has 3 exons. The record is from RefSeq and is a predicted model, not a curated record.